CUGGAAGCAAGAUCGGCCGGGGAGUUUUAGUUGCCAGGAAGAAAUCCAAGUAGCUCUUUAAAGAAGUCAAAUCGACCUCUAAGGACAGAGAUGGCUGGCUGGGAAGGAAGUAACAGCUCUGUUAGCAGUAAUGCAACAGAUCUCACUAUUGGUUUUAUCUCCUCGGCCGUAGCUGUUACCUUAUUUGGAACAAACUUUGUACCAGUUAAGAAAUUUGACACUGGGGAUGGAAUGUUCUUUCAGUGGAUUCUCUGUGCUGCCAUCUGGAUAGUUUCUUUAAUUGUUAACCUUAUUCAGAACAGCCCUAGAUUUUGGCCACUUGCUAUGGUUGGAGGCUUUUUAUGGGCUACAGGUAAUAUAACAGUAGUCCCCAUUGUUAAAACUGUUGGGUUAGGCCUUGGUCUCUUAAUCUGGGCUUCUUUUAACUUGCUAACAGGCUGGGCAAGCUCAAGGUUUGGUUGGUUUGGAAUAGACCCAGAAGAAGUUGCAAAACCAGUCUUAAACUACAUUGGAGCUGGACUUUCAGUGUUAAGCACUAUCCUGUUUCUUUUCAUAAAAAGUGAUGUUGAGAGUUCUUCGGCAUCAUCAGAAAGCACUCCGUUAUUAAGAGAUCAUUCAGUCAACACUUCGGAACAUAGACCUGAAAACAGAAACGAUGUAUCAUGGGUGGACAAUCUUUCUCCAUUUGGAAAGAGAGUGAUAGGCUGCUCCCUGGCUGUGAUAGCUGGAAUAUUUUACGGUUCUAGUUUUGUGCCUGUACUUUACAUCAAAGACCAUGGUAGAAGGAAUGGAACCAUAUAUACAGGAGCGAGUCAGUAUGAUUUAGAUUACGUCUUUGCACACUUCAGUGGAAUCUUCCUUACAAGCACCAUCUACUUUGUGAUCUACUGUGGAAUAAUGAAAAAUAGUCCUAAAAUUUAUCCUGAAGCCAUAAUCCCAGGAUUUGUUUCUGGUAUAUUGUGGGCGAUAGCCACUUGCUGCUGGUUCUUGGCUAAUCAUUACCUCAGUGCUGUGGUCAGCUUUCCAAUCAUCACUGCAGGUCCUGGCUUGAUAGCUGCAAUGUGGGGAGUCUUUGUGUUUAAGGAAAUAAAGGGACUGAAAAACUAUCUAUUGCUCUUAGUAGCAUUUUGUGUUAUUUUGGCUGGGUCCCUGUCAACAGCUUUUUCUAAAGUCUGAAGAAACAUUGCUUGAACCAGCAGAUGGCACAACCAGCUUAUACAACAGAGACCUUCAAGAAGCUCAUAUCUGAUGUUUUCCUUGGAUCACGAAUAUCAUCCCUCUCACCAGAGAGACACAAAAAACUCUAGAUUUAUGAAUCAAAAAUGCAUUGUGCUAACUUCAAAUCAUCCAUCAAGUUUACCACAUUGUGGAAAAUAAGGGAAGAUCUAUGUACAUCUCAGGACUGGGUGCUUAUGGGAUGACAUCUAGGUCAGACGUUUUAAUAAUCCCAUAACGUUUUAUGCUGCGAUUUGUUACUAAUUUUUUUUUGGGGGGGGGGGGAGAGAGGCUAUAGUAUAAAAAUAAAAGUUCGGUGAAGAAUAAUUGUUGGUCACUAAUCAGGGGAAGUAAUGUCAGAGUGGGGCACACUGCCAGCUUCAAAAGUACGCAUAGUUGGGUCCCUGCCAAGAUCCUACAUCCCAGCAAAGGCCCAGUGACAAGAGCUUCCUGGAGUCCCUCCUUUUCUUCACCUUUGCAUCCUGCUUGUUGACCUGCCUCUUGUUCUGCCUAGACAAUGGUGGUGGUGAGAAGAAGGAGCAGCAGUAGAUGCCAAUGCCUCCUUGCUCCCUGGAUCUCUGCCUGUCAAGCAAGGAAGUGGUAGCAACGAUGAGAAAGACCAUCAGGGACAAGACCCGCUGGUGACAAUGGUGGUGAGAAGGUAGACUCACUGAGGGAGGAGGCCCAUUGCACAUGUCUUGUCCAAGAGCCCUCAAAACCUGGAGUUGGCACAGGUUGGGCAUUGGAUAUAUAUAUAUAUAUAUAUAUUUAGUGUUUAUAUAUAAGAGUUAUUAACAAAGACUACUAUCCUACAUGCUCCACUUUUUAUGCCCCCCCUUCCCUAUUCUGUGCAAUAUACAGACUGAUGAAUAGUUCUGGACAACUCAAAAGCUUGCUCACAACUUUAUGACAUUUGGUUGGACAUAAUAGAACUUGGAUUUAUUUUAUUUUUUUCUAGUGGACCAUUUUUUCUAGUGGACCAUUUUUUAUUUUUUCUAGUGGCACGUUGACCAUUUAUAUCAAUGUUUGUAUAACAUAUUGUACAACGUGUACAAUUUUUUGUAUAUGUAUAACGUGUAAGAUUUUUGGCAUAUGUUGAGUUUUUGGGGAUACAUACAUCCCAGAUAAUACAGAUUAAGAAUCACCCAAAAAACCAGCUUGUACACAGUUCUAUUCAUUACUCACCUGGGGUCCUCCUGUUUGUUCCCGUUUCCGCAGUGAGGGUUCCUCCCUUUUGUGUAACACUUAUUAGUUUGGGAAUCUAUUUGUCAGGGGCUGUAGGCACUGCUUUCUGAAGGGGACACAUAGCUUGCCAGAAAGCGUCUAUUAGUUGCAUUCCAUUUGAAACCAGAAUUGCUUCCUGCAUGAGGUGAUCAGCUGUGAGGAGCGGAGCAGCCCAGCUUGCUGGGGGCUUGUACCACACAGGUAGCAGGACUGAGAAAGACCUAGCAGAGCUGCUGCCCAACAGAAUGGAAAUACUGAGAAUAUAUCAGUGGGCUGAGUCAGAAUAAGAGUGUUCCACAUGCUCAUAUGAGAUGCAACCCCAUCGUCAACACCAACAGAAUAAGAGUGUUCCACAUGUUCAAAUGAGAUGGAACCCACCUUCAACACCAGCUCUACCUUCGUCCUCCUCCCAUCAGCAAAUCUCUGCAAAAAACAACAACCCACAGAUCUAAUGGGCUUAAGUUACAGAAUGGUUGAUUUUGGUUUGACAUUAGGAGAAACACCUUGAUAGAGCAGUUGGAUGGUGGAACCAAUCUAGAG
Molecule: messenger RNA, 2979 nt
Organism: Elgaria multicarinata webbii
Lineage: Eukaryota; Metazoa; Chordata; Lepidosauria; Squamata; Anguidae
Gene: TMEM144
Product: transmembrane protein 144
Exons: 12
Coding region: 91-1176 (361 amino acids)
Biological process (GO): carbohydrate transmembrane transport
Cellular component (GO): membrane
Molecular function (GO): carbohydrate transmembrane transporter activity
Source: RefSeq, a predicted model, not a curated record